Molecule: messenger RNA, 3843 nt
Organism: Rhinolophus ferrumequinum (greater horseshoe bat)
Lineage: Eukaryota; Metazoa; Chordata; Mammalia; Chiroptera; Rhinolophidae
Gene: ATG9B
Product: autophagy related 9B
Exons: 13
Coding region: 355-3138 (927 amino acids)
Biological process (GO): protein localization to phagophore assembly site; autophagy of mitochondrion
Cellular component (GO): phagophore assembly site; autophagosome
Source: RefSeq, a predicted model, not a curated record
UUUGCUUUUGUUAAUUUUGGCUGCUACUCUCUGGCAUCCCCUUUAAAUCCACUUGAAGUCUGAAGAUGGGACGAGAGGUGUCCCCUCUGGUCUCCUUCAGCCUCUGCCUCUCCACCUAACACCCCUCCCAGGCACAGAGGUGGGGCCCUGACAGCUUUGGCUGAAGGUUGCCCUGGAAAGGGGUGUGAUGCUUUAGACAGGUGGCUGUGAGCUGGGACGCCUGGGGCCUGCCCCAAGUGAGUCACUGCUGUUGUUGUCACCGUCCUGUUGAAGUCCCUGCUCAGCUCCCCAGACCUCUGUGGAAACAGCAGCAGCUCCCAUCUUUCAGAAAUUUCAGGAGAAGCCACCAGCCUGAUGGUGAGGAGAAUGGGCUGGGGGGGGAGCCGGGGUCGGCUGGGGCAGUGGGGAGACCUGGGGCCGGCAUCAGUGCCCCUCCUCCCCAUGCCACUGCCUCCUCUUCCUGCUCCUCCAUGUCGGGGGUCUGGGGGAGGGAGGGUCUCCAUCUUCUCUCUGUCCGCUGCGCCUCACACAAGAAGUGCGCCUUCCUCAGUUCCUCCUCCAGCCCCAGGGCGCCCCUGCUCAGCUGUGCAGGCCCCAGGGGCUUCUCAGCCUCGCCACAGUGCCCUCCCCAGCCUAGCCACCCCCGCAACACAUGUAGGGCGCGUGAUGACACCCAUCUCUGCUCCCCCCUCCUGGGGUUCCCAUUCCACCCCACCCUUGGCCUCGGUGACUCCCCCUGCUUCGUGCCGAUGCCCCCAGGGCAGUCCUGGGCUGCGGAUAGGCCCUCUAAUUCCCGAGCAGGAUUAUGAACGGCUGGAGGACUGUGACCCUGAGGGCUCCCAAGAUUCACCCCUCCAGGGGGAGGAACAGCAGCCCCUGCUUCAUGUGCCUGAAGGGCUCAGAGGCUCUUGGCACCACAUCCAGAACCUGGACAGCUUCUUCACCAAGAUCUACGGCUAUCACCAGAGGAAUGGCUUUGCCUGUAUCCUGCUGGAGGAUGUCUUCCAACUGGGACAAUUUGUUUUCAUCGUCACCUUAACGACCUUCCUCCUUCGCUGCGUGGAUUACAAUGUUCUCUUUGCCAACCAACCAAAUAACCGGACAAGACCUGGGCUGCCUCACAGCAAAGUGACCUUGUCGGAUGCCAUCCUACCUUCAUCCCACUGCGCCCAGCAGAUCCGCUCCAGCCCCCUGCUGGUCUUCCUUCUCAUCCUGGCUGCGGCCUUCUGGCUGGUCCAGCUGCUUCGCUCAGUCUGCAACCUCUUCAGCUACUGGGACAUCCAGGUGUUUUACAGGGAGGCCCUGCACAUCCCCCCGGAGGAGCUCAGCUCCGUGCCCUGGGCCGAGGUGCAGUCGCGCCUCCUGGCGUUGCAGAGGAGCGGGGGCCUGUGCGUGCAGCCGCGGCCGCUGACGGAGCUGGACGUCCACCACCGUAUCCUGCGCUACACCAACUACCAGGUGGCGCUGGCCAACAAGGGCCUGCUGCCGGCCCGUUGCGCGCUGCCCUGGGGAGGCUGUGCGGCCUUCCUCAGCCGCGGCCUGGCCCUCAACGUCGACCUGCUCCUGUUCCGCGGGCCCUUCUCGCUCUUCCGCGGGGGCUGGGAACUGCCCGACGCCUACAAGCGCAGCGACCAGAGGGGCGCCCUGGCUGCGCGCUGGCGGCUCACCGUGCUGGUGCUGGCCGCCGUGAACCUGGCGCUGAGCCCGCUGGUGCUGGCUUGGCAGGUGCUGCAUGCCUUCUACAGCCACGCGGAGCUGCUGCGGCGAGAGCCUGGCGCGCUGGGGGCGCGCCGCUGGUCCCGCCUGGCCCGCCUGCAGCUGCGCCAUUUCAACGAGUUGCCACACGAGCUGCGCUCUCGCCUGGCCCGCGCCUACCGCCCCGCGGCCGCCUUCCUGCGAGCCGCCGCGCCCCCCGCGCCCCUGCUGGCGCUGCUGGCCCGCCAGCUGGUUUUCUUCGCCGGCGCGCUCUUCGCAGCGCUGCUCGUUCUCACCGUCUACGACGAGGAUGUGCUCGCCGUGGAGCACGUGCUGACCGCCAUGACCGCGCUCGGGGUGACGGUCACUGUGGCCAGGUCUUUCCUUCCGGACGAGCAGUGCCAGGGUCGCUCCCCGCAGCUCCUCCUGCAGUCGGCUUUGGCUCACAUGCAUUACCUCCCGGAGGAGCCCGGCGCGGCCGGCAGGGCCAGCGCUUACCGGCAGAUGGCGCGGCUGUUGCAAUACCGAGCGGUGUCCCUCCUGGAGGAGCUUCUCUCCCCUCUCCUCACCCCGCUGUUUCUGCUCUUCUGGUUUCGCCCUCGUGCCCUGGAGAUUAUUGACUUUUUUCAUCAUUUCACUGUGGAUGUGGCUGGGGUUGGUGACAUCUGUUCCUUUGCCCUGAUGGAUGUGAAGCGCCACGGCCAUCCUCAGUGGCUCUCAGCAGGCCAGACAGAGGCCUCCCAAUCUCAGCGUGCAGAGGAUGGAAAGACUGAGCUCUCCCUGAUGAGGUUCUCCCUGGUACACCCACAAUGGCGCCCCCCAGGGCACAGCUCCAAGUUCCUGGGGCACCUUCGGGGCCGAGUACAACAAGAUGCAGCCACCUGGGGCGCUACCUCCGUUCGCAGCCCCUCCACCCCUGGGGUGCUCAGCGACUCUUCCUCCCCUCUGCCGGAGACCGUCCUGGCCAACCUCUUGGUGCACCCCCUGCUGCCCCCACGGGACCUGAGCCCCACAGCCCCCUGCCCAGCUGCAGCCACUGCCAGCCUCCUGGCCUCCAUUUCGCGAAUUGCCCAGGACCCCAGCUGUGUGUCCCCAGGAGGAACCAGGGGCCAGAAGCUGGCGCAGCUCCCAGAGCUUGCUUCUGCUGAGAUGAGUCUCCAUGCCAUCUACCUGCACCAGGUUCCAGCCCUGCCUCCAGCCCCAGACAGCAGUGGAGAACCCAGAGGACCCAGACUCUCCCCCCUGGAGCGUUUCAGGAGACCACGGACACCCAGAAGGAGCCUGGCCAGGCCCCUAGCACUGACUGAAAGGGCUCCUCAGGGUUCCCUGGCUUCUCCAGCCACAGGAGAUCGGACGAGGUGGAGUAGAAGAACACACCGAGCUCUCUUUAGGGAUCCCCCCCCCCACAGAUGCUUUAGUUGGGCAGAACUUGGGGGUCACUGAUGAACUCGCCCCAGAGAGCACAGAAAGGGUAGGAGAGGAGAUGCCAAAGGCAUCUGGAAACAAGUCUUAGAGACAAUCUCCCCAUGGAGGGGAGAAGGGUACAUACCCCGAAUUAGCUGUCCUGGGGUGGUUGCCUGGGGAGAAGUCCUCAAGUAUCCCCAAGGUGGGGGCAAGGCCAAGGCAGAGGCCAAGCCAGGUGAAAGGGAAACAGUGAGGGAUGGGACCAAGAGACACGUGUGGCUCUUCAGGUUCCCAUGGGAUUUGUGGAGGGGGGCCAUGGGGACUUGGGAGUGGAAAGCCUAGCCAGGGCUGAUGUUCUCAGAGUUCCACAGCGGUGUGAUGUCUGAGGAAGUGGGUGUGGCUCCUUAUCCUGUCUAAAACAAGCAGUAAAGAUUGCUCAUGGCUGCGUCACACAUCUUUGAGACCUUGGUCUCUGGCACCCCCAUUCCUGGCAGCGGAGGGCAGUCAAGAGCAAGGGAGCAGCGCCGGAGAACUGCCUGUGACUGUCUGGGUCCGAGUGGAGCAGUAGAGGAGGACUCCCUGGCAAAGAAUUGCCGCCCCCACAUCUGCACAAGUUAAAGGACAGAGCUUAUCAUUCUAUCAUUUUAAUCCGCCCGGCUGGGUUAGGCAUCUCAGCAGCUCCCAUAACAUCUGGUUCAGUCUCUUAUGGUGAAUCUUCAAUAAUAAAUAUUUCAAUGAUUUGGA